CGAGAACAGACGAUCCUAGGAGACGGCGUGGAAUGUUGGGUGCGGCCGCGCCGCCAUUUCGUGAAAAGUAAUCAAAAGGGCUCGGAUUGAUGGGCGGUCGUGCGCAAGGCGCAUGCGCAGCUCCCCGUAACUUCGUUUUGGCUGCUUAGGCUGCCUCGAGAAAGGCGAAACCGAGCUACUCAAAGCGGUACCAUGAGUGGUUGUCGUGUAUUCAUCGGAAGGUUGAAUCCAGCCGCCAGAGAGAAGGAUGUAGAGAGAUUCUUUAAGGGAUAUGGACGCAUCAGAGACAUUGAUUUGAAGAGAGGUUUUGGGUUUGUGGAGUUUGAAGAUCCCAGAGAUGCUGAUGAUGCGGUCUAUGAAUUGGAUGGAAAAGAGCUCUGCAGUGAAAGAGUUACAAUUGAACAUGCUAGAGCCCGCUCUAGAGGUGGAAGAGGCAGAGGGCGUUAUUCUGAUCGUUUUAGCAGCCGCCGUCCACGAAAUGACAGAAGAAAUGCACCACCUGUCAGAACAGAAAAUCGUCUCAUUGUAGAAAAUUUGUCUUCUCGAGUCAGCUGGCAGGAUCUCAAAGACUUCAUGAGACAAGCUGGGGAAGUAACAUUUGCAGAUGCACACAGGCCCAAACUAAAUGAAGGGGUGGUUGAGUUUGCCUCUUAUAGUGAUCUAAAGAAUGCCAUUGAAAAACUUUCUGGCAAGGAAAUCAAUGGAAGGAAAAUCAAACUAAUUGAGGGCAGCAAAAGACACAGUAGGUCCAGAAGCAGGUCUCGCUCCCGUAGCAGGAGCUCUUCAAGAUCCCGUAGCCGCUCUCGGUCCAGAAGCCGCAAGUCUUACACCAGAUCCAGGAGCAGGAGCCGUAGCAAAUCACGAUCAGUUAGUCGAUCUCCUGCCCCUGAAAAAAGUCAGAAACGUGCUUCUUCCAGUAGAUCAAAGUCUCCUGCUUCUGUGGAUCGCCAGAGAUCACGCUCAAGGUCAAGAUCUGUAGAUAGUGGCAACUGAAUUGUGCAGGUUGCCUUGGAACUUUUAAAUCAUACUUGCUAAUAGUUGUGGUAAGUAUGUGACUUUUGGGAAAGGGACUGAACCAGGGGGAGGAGAGGGUUGUAACAACUUUGUAAAUGUGGACCAUCAGAAAGUUACUGAACUAAUUGUAUUCUCUUUUUGAUAAAUCUUUUUCUUGCUCACUUCAUUAAAUCAGAAGUGCAUAGCUUUAUGUAUAUUGCUAGAGUUCUUUGAAGAAACUAAUUUUUUUGUAUUUAAAAAAAAUCUAAUUCUGAACAUUUUCUCAGUAUACUCUAGUAAUUAAAAUUUGGGAUGUUAAAUGUUUUAAAUUGGUUAAUUGAGUUUUACACCAGCUGUAAAUAAAGCUUUAUUUCAGGUUUUGGGAAUAAUUCCCAAGUAUUUGUUUGCUGCCUUGGCCAUAUUUCCAAACAUACUGGUCAAAACUCACAAUAAAGC
Molecule: messenger RNA, 1449 nt
Organism: Protobothrops mucrosquamatus (brown spotted pit viper)
Lineage: Eukaryota; Metazoa; Chordata; Lepidosauria; Squamata; Viperidae
Gene: SRSF5
Product: serine and arginine rich splicing factor 5
Exons: 9
Coding region: 193-993 (266 amino acids)
Cellular component (GO): cytoplasm; ribonucleoprotein complex; nucleus
Molecular function (GO): mRNA binding
Source: RefSeq, a predicted model, not a curated record